UAUACAGCUGAAACUUGCAGGCAGCUCAAGCCUGAGGAAGGACGAGGCGAGUCCGAACGCAAACGUGACUCGCACGACCUGCAGAAAGACGGAGCAGCCUGACCACGCUACCGGGGGAAAGAGGGUUUAUCGACGAACCGGAGCUUCCGAGCCUUGCUCUGCUGUGUUCUGCCGGGUGCUUUACACCGAGGGCCCGACGCACGGAGCAGGACUCCAGGGCCGGCCGGGCACCGCAGGCGGGCGAGAUUUUCCCGAAGGCGAAGCCACCGGUUCCCCGCGAAGAGAACCGAGCAGCAGCUGCCCCGGAUCGCCUCAGCCCCGCAGGGGACGGCUCCGCGGGGCCUGCCCCGCCCACCGCCCGGCGCUCCCGCCAUGCCGAAGCGCUCCUGCCCCUUCAGCCGCCCGGCCCCGCUCCAGCUGAAAACCCGCGUGGGGCUGCGGGAGCUGAGCCGCGGUGUGCGGGGCGAGGAGUACCGCCGGGAGAUCUACGAGAGGACCCGGCAGCUGCUCUUCAGGGGGGCCCGGGCGUACAUGGAGGGCGCCUGGCCCGCCAGCCCCGCCGCCACGGCUGCGGCCGCCCGGUGGCCGGGGCCGGGGCCGGGCGGGGAGGCCCAGCAGGAGGGCGUUGCGGGGCGGCGGUGGAGCGGGCAGCUGGUCAUCGGGCAGGGCGGGAAGCUGCUGCAGGGCCCCGCCGCCGGGAAGGUUGCACCCGCGGGAGCCUCCAAAGCCUGCUCCUCGUGUGUAAGAACCGCUGACGUUAAGGAAGCGUGUGCGCAGUGCGAGCGGUUUGUCUGCCGGGACUGCGGCAGGCUCUGCAGCUCCUGCAACGCGCUCGCCUGUUCCUUCUGCUCCACUGUUGAUUACGGUGAUGUGGGAGAGCAAGUUCUCUGCAAUGGUUGUUCAAUAUUUCCAGUCUGAAACUUGAUGAAUUAUCUUUAUGGCUGAGAUGUCCGUAAUUUCAUGAAGUUUCUUCCUUAUGGCUGAUCAGUUAAUCUUUUUAGUGUGUGAAUUAAUUAUGGAAUUUUUAUGUUUUAUAUCUAUAUAUUGUACUUUUUAAUAUUGUCGCUAAAUAAACUUUUAUAUUUUGAUGA
Molecule: messenger RNA, 1091 nt
Organism: Apus apus (common swift)
Lineage: Eukaryota; Metazoa; Chordata; Aves; Apodiformes; Apodidae
Gene: SIVA1
Product: SIVA1 apoptosis inducing factor
Exons: 4
Coding region: 373-918 (181 amino acids)
Biological process (GO): extrinsic apoptotic signaling pathway
Molecular function (GO): CD27 receptor binding
Source: RefSeq, a predicted model, not a curated record